UAGAUAAUGUGACAAGUCCCCAUGGAAAGAGACUCCUGCACGCUGCACAGUUAUCAUAAUGAACCUGUGGGGAACAGCUGUGCAGGAAGGAAGAGGGGUCACUGGGGGAAUCAGUCAAAGGGAAGCAGGUGUGCAGGGGCAGGACCUAUGGGCAGGACACACACCACAGGGAACUGGUGGGCAGGAGGAAAUAUGCAAGGUAUUCCGACUGAGUUGCUCCUUCCUGGACUCACAAAAGUGAGUGAGGGAAAAGAGAGACUGGAGGGAUGAUGUGCAUGAUCCAGACUUAAUCACAGAGAGAAGAAUGAACAUGAAAAUACAACUUAUAACCUGCCUUCAGGUCAUUUUGUUGCUUUGGUUUGAUCAGGUGCUGCAAGAUGUUGCUGCAGACACACAUCAAGCCCCAGUCUCUGAUGCAAACCUGAUGUUUGAGAUCUUGCUGAGUGGAGUAGAGCUUGACAGGGACAACAACAUUGUCCUCCUCGAUAAGGAGCUGGCAUCGAUGAGGCAGGGGCGAGCUUUCUUGUCUCAGAUCAAUGACAACAUUCCCAGAAGUCUCAGCUCCAUGAGGCAGAUGGUGACCACAUUUGAAGGUCCAAGGAAGAGGCCACUGACUCAGGAUCAGUUUGAGAGUCUUGUCCUGAGCAUGGUAUACUCCGCCCACCGGUCCUUGCAAAAGGAGGGAGGAGAGGAGAGGGAGGCCUGGGGUGGAGUGCUCCUCCAGCUGGCUAAUGUCACAGUUCAUGAACUACGUGGAAGUAACCUCUUCAGUUAUGACUGAUACAAACACUGACAUUCUGUGUGAGGUGAAGGUGUGAGUAAUAAAUCGCUUUCCUUAAAUCCUCA
Messenger RNA from Notolabrus celidotus (New Zealand spotty), 846 nucleotides. RefSeq names its product protein FAM180B. The record is from RefSeq and is a predicted model, not a curated record. The coding region runs from base 305 to 781 and encodes 158 amino acids. The transcript has 4 exons. NCBI's taxonomy places the organism in Eukaryota, Metazoa, Chordata, Actinopteri, Labriformes, Labridae.